This is a messenger RNA of Anopheles coustani, 9338 nucleotides long. RefSeq names its product neurobeachin-like protein 1. Gene Ontology annotation, molecular function: protein binding. The record is from RefSeq and is a predicted model, not a curated record. NCBI's taxonomy places the organism in Eukaryota, Metazoa, Arthropoda, Insecta, Diptera, Culicidae. Bases 161 to 8368 code for a protein of 2735 amino acids. The transcript has 19 exons.
AGCGUAACGGCACUUUGGAAAGGGGGUUUACAGAGUCAGAAAACAAUUGUGAAGUGCGUCGUGUAAAGUGUAACCAGUCGAAAGAAUGUGUCGAAGAACGUGAAUCAUCAAUUGAUCGUCAACUAACUUCGUCACAACACUCCCAGACGAGGGUCCGACGAUGGAUUCGAGGAAAGAUAUCUAUAACCUUUGGGUGCAAUAUACAACAAAAAACGAUGAAACGUACUUCCGCCAGUUCAUAGCAGGCUUCGUCAGCAUUUGGCACUCCCAGUUGCAGCUGGACUUCGAAAGUGCGCCCCGGUGGGAUACGGUUGCACCGGAUUUGGGACCCCAUCUAAGUCGGCUGCCGGAUGAGCUGCUGCCUGCGAUCGAAAAGUUUCUCAUAAUCGCUCGAGACGGCUGUGAAAAUGUUCGGGAUGAUAUUCCGGUUGACGGUGAAGCGAUGAGGGAAAAUGUGCUGCUUGUUCAGUGUCUUACCGUAAUCUGCCGUCACUUUGAAAACAUUGCGGCCGUCAUCAAAUCCAGCUACAUUUCGAGUUGUAUAGCGAUUUCGAAUUUUAUAAUUGACAAGCUUAACAACGAAAGUUCCACGGACAUUGAGACGGACGUUUUGUUCGUGAAGAGUGUUGCCCAGCUGCUGGAGGUGCUGUACGAUCCGUACCUUACAUGGCGAAGCUAUUUGAGGGGCGAGCAUGCCGAUUACGGGCGGCUGAGCUACAAAAUAUCGCCGAUGCACCCGGAAAUAGUGCCAUUCAUAUACGAUUGCUUCCAGAGCGGUAAAGUUACCAAAAAUUCGCAGAUUGGUAAAGACUUAGUUCAUAUUCUUGGUGCAGUCAUCGCAGGAUCUCAGCACAAUGGAUUACGUGCCAUAAGUCCUGCAACCGUUACCAUAAUAAUAGACGUAAUUGCCAAGUGGGAAAGUGAUGCUGAUCUUCGCCGGCUGAUGCUUCAUUGCUUCUCGUUAAUGGCGGUCAUUCUCCAGAAAUCUAGUCCCGAACAGCGCCAAAUAGAUUUGUUGACCAUUUUCCAACUGUACAUAGGAGCGAUACGUGAUCUGCUUACGACGGACCAUUUCCUAUCGAAGGGUUCACCGGUUGCUAGUUUCGAAUUGUCUCACGAUGAUGAUAAUUACAUCGACAUAGGGGCACUCGGUGCGGCCAUUGCGUCGGUGCAAGAGUUUAUUCCCGAACACUCUAACAAGCUGAUUCUCUGCAAUGCUUUGUUCGAGGCAAAGUUCCUCCCAUAUCUGGUGCAAAUUCCGGAACAAGUGAAGAAAUGGAAUAUAGAUCAUCAGACGCUAGGAACGGUGUUGGUAAAAACACUCCAAGCACUUUGUAACGACUCGGAUAAGAUGCAGUACAAUCUAAUGCACACGAACAACAUAAACGUGUUGUUUGGUGGGCUGAAAGGGUUUGGCAAACCAUCGUCGGCCCUAAUCAAUCAAUGUCUCGGCUUUGCGUUCGACGAAACCGAUCGGCGGCAGGUGAACCCGGCAGUCGUUACCAAGCUUAUCGAAUGGAUACCGAUGAUGGGCGAGAACGAGCAGAAUAUGUUAAGUGAGGUUCUGCUGAAAAAAUGUGCCGCUACUAUGCAAAGCAAACAGCACGUGUGUAGCCAGAAGACCAUCAAACUCAUCGUGGAUAAGUGCCUGUUGGACUCAAACCGACUGUCAGCCAAAUGCACGAUCAAUCUGCUGAAGCUAGUCGAAGAGUUGGCCAAGUAUAGUAUCUUCCCGGCGGAAGUAAACAGCCUGUUCCGAUUGCUGCGCGACGAGAUGCAGUUCGAGUAUCGGAAGCAGCUGCUCGAAACCCUUUUGCGGGUGUCAAACCAUCGUGCUACCAUGGGCAUAGCGCCCGACAGCUUUCUCGACAUUCAAUCAAACACCAGUGGAAUCACUAUACCGGAAAUACGCAAGUGGGACACGACGCACGGGUUCGUCUUUCACACAUGGCUCCGGCUGGAGGAGGAAACAUCGAUGGCACAGAAUUAUCGCAGACAGCUGUUCAGCCUAACCACCACCUACGGGACGGGGUAUGAGUUUUUCGUUCAGAAAAAUGGCAACUUCGUCGUGAGCGUCAUCACGAAGAAAGAAUUCUUCACCGCCACGGCCCAGUCACCGCAGUUGCUUGAUGGCCGAUGGCAUUCCGUAACGGUCAGUGUGGUGCCUCCGAAGCGACUGUUUUCCUAUCACCAGAUCAACGUUUACAUUGACGCGGUGCAGAAGCUCGGUUCGACGAUGAAAUACGCCUCGUUUGCCGAAGUGUUUCACUACUGCUCGAUCGGUGCACCCCCCGUGCCCGACGGUACUCCCGGCACUCCGAGCGCGGAAAGAGAGGAAAAGCAAUCAAAAUCCGGCCUGUUUCCCAACAUCAUCGAACGGACGUUCUUCCCGGGGCUGGUUUCGCAGGUGCCGAACUACUUUACCCUCCCGAGCAAGUCCACCUCAUCGCUCGAUCCGAGCGUUAAGUCGUACCCGAUCGGGAUGCAGGAUUUAGUGUUCGGUGAAGCGAUCUGCCUCAAGGGACAACUCGGUGCGGUGCUGCUGGCCGAUACGAACGUCAACCUGAAGAGUCUGUUCGAGGCGGGCCCGAACGUAGCGAACGUCCUGGCGACGGACAUUAUCGAAUCAUUCGAUAUGGCUUCGAAGUUUGUGUUUGCUUUCGCCCCGAACGCCUGCUUCGAUGGGCUCUGUUUGGAUCUGGCACCCGGUAAUCAGUACAACGGGCAUCUGGUGGCCAGCGUUGCUACCACUCUUUCGCUGCAGAACACUCUGAACGGGAUCGGUGGCAUGGUGGUAUUGUUGCCCAUUCUCGAUAGCAUUUCCCGGAUGCCCGACGCGGACAUUCCUUCGACGAACGAACUCAUAUCGCUGAGCCCCGUCGAGUCGCCGCUGAAGGAGGAAAAUUUCGGCGACUGGGAGAUGCUUCAGCUGAACUCGUUGACCGAAGCGAAGAUCAUACAGAACCCGAUCGCCUGUUUCCUCUGUUUAGUGCGUAACUUUAUCAACGGAAGUGAGCUCAACAAGGAGAAUGUGCUUAAGAAUGACGUCAUCGCCAUCGUCAGCUCGCUGCUGCAACAGUGCAACGAGCGGUUGUUCGACGUAAACGUGCUGAUGGCGGUACAAUUGCUGAUCGAAUCGAUCCAAAACGAGAUGCCCUCGGGAAACAUGGAGCUGCUGCACGUGCUGCUGCGCGAUCUGGUGUUUAAUUUCCGCAUCUGGGCGAAGGCACAGUUUCAAAUCGUGAUCGGUCACAUUCAGUACAUCAGUACGAUCAUCAAGGACGAUCGAAAGUAUUUUCGGCGCCAUUUUGGCAUUCAGUACAUAUUGGACGUGAUACAGGAGCACUUCACCACCGGUACAACGCUUCCACCGCAGGAUUCCAAGAUGGUUCGCGAAUCGCUGUUGAGAAUCGUGAAGUAUUACAUUCAGAAGGAGGUCAACAUCAAAGAGAUUUCAUCCGUGCUGACCUUUCUCACCACUACGAAGCACGAGGCUGCGGUUAGUGAAAUUAUCGACAUGCUGAUAUUGCUGAUCGAGGGAAAACAUGUCAAGGAUCAGAUCUUUCUGCUCAUGUACGAGCCGCACAUGGCCGAAGCCAUGUAUACGCUCUUCAUCGACCGACACUUUGGUGCGGAAGUGCACACGAAGCUGAUCAAGUUUAUUACCGGUAUGCUGAACACGAAGCGAAUAUCGAGCAAACACAAGGCCGCCCUGCGACUCUACGAUCCAUCAAUCGAAUGUCACAGCCUGUACCCCGGCCUGUUUUCCUUCAUGCUACCGUUCGAGCUGGAACCGCACGUAAUUUUGGGUCUGCUGGAUCUCAACCUUGGGUCCGACACCGAGAUGGGAUACGCCGGGGCGCUCUGUUUGAUCUAUCACACCAAUCUGGCCAAUCUGUCACUGAAGCUUGAAAUUGCCCGACGGCUGAUGACCAGCACUUUUACGAAACCGAAAGCUCCGCAGAUGAUCGCGAAGCAGGUUGGCUGGCAGGAGUCGAUUGCUCGGCUGUUGAUCAAAAAGCCGGUGGAAAACCGAGUCGACGGAAGCGUGGGGGAGCAAGAGCAGGGGAAUAUUUUGACCGAUAUGGAUGAGGUGGUCAAGCGUGAAAGUGAAUCGUCGGCGGUUGGUGGCGCUGGUGGAGGAGCGGGUGACGAUUUGAUCGUGUUUGACGAGGACACGCUGGAGCUGCACGUACAAGAUGGUGGCGGUAAGCAUGGACCGAACUCGUUCAUGUCCGAGGCGGCUACGGCGAUCGAGCAUGAGAUCAAGGAGCUGGCGGAUACGGUGCAAGAAGCGGUGGUGGAGAACAUCACCUCGUCGAUCACGUCCGUCUACUCGGUGAUACGGCAGAAGACGUCCGACAUACAGGACACGAUCGGUUCGCUGACGCUCAGCUUCGAGGAUGCGGCCGGUCGUAAGAAAAACUCAUCGCUCAGCAGCAGCAGCGAGGAAAAUGUUUCGCUCGAUGAGUCGGGCAGAUCGGUGAUGGAAGAUUUGGCAUCAACGAAGAGUGGCGAAGAGUUGGACAGCAGCACGGGCAACAGUGCCGAAUCGCCGGGCGUUAAGUGCGCCGAGGAAAAUGACGAAGAGAACCUCGUGUGCCUCGUAUCGAGCAGCUUGUUCACAAUACUGUGGCGUGGGGUGGAAAAUUCGAACGAUUCCUGGCAAGAGCGUGGCCAGGUGAUGGCCUGCAUCAACCUGAUCGCGCUGAACAACGAGCUGUACUGUUCGCACCUUAGUUUGCGCUUGCGCAUCCUCGAGAUGGGCGUUCAGGCGGCACUGAUCGAUCUGGCGGAAAACGCGCAGCUUGCCCUGACCCACCAACAGAACGCUGCCCAGCUCCUCCGCCUGGCGUACGAUCUGGUAGUGCUGGAUCCGAACGAGGAUGACUCGAAAAAGUGCUCGGUGAAACUACUCGACGGUGUGCUCUCCCUGCUCGACAUUCUCAUGGUUUUCCAGCAGAGCAGCAGCGACGAUUGGACGGAAAUGUCCCACCUGUGCCUGGGGCUGCUGCUAAAGUGCUCGCACAACGCCAACUCGGAAAUCGUGGCGAUGGCAACGGCAAAACUGCAUGCACUGCUGCAAAAUCGUAUCAACCAGGAUCCGGCCGAGAUUGGAUACCUUAUGUACAGCCUGAACCAAGCCAUGUGCAACGCGAUCGAGGUGGACAACUCGGAACAGUACUCGUUCCUCAUACCGGUGAUGAAGGCGUUGCUCGAGAAGUCACGCACCGUGCUGGGUUUGGCGACACAGACACCGGAUUUGCCGGCGACCUCGUCGGGACCGAUUUUCUUCCAGGACUUCCAAUCCUACUGCGCCAGUCGCCAGUGGACAGCGUUUGUUGAGAAAAAGAUAAAACCACUGUACACGUCGUACCAGAAAGAUCUUUUCAACACACUGUGGGAACCGCUGAACACCUUCUGGGCCGAAUGCUACGAGUCGUGCAAGCUGUCCUCGCAGCGGCGAGCCAAGCUGCAGAUGGAAAGUCGCCGGAAGUUUCAGGAGAGAAUACUGGUGCCCUGUCGAAUACGUCAAUCGGAGGAGAAUGCCCGUCUAAGCAUCCAGCAGGCCCAGCGCAAGUCGAAGGAGGCGAACACGGAGCGGCGCUGGCUAACGCUGCAGCGGUUCCUGUACGGCCCCAAGGGAGCCUGGGCGAAACUCACCAAAGACGACGAGUACUGGCGUCUUUCCCAUCAUGAGAAUGUCGCCCGGAUGCGCCUCAAGCUGGAACCGGAGCUGUACCAUGAUCCGCAUACGGCGGCGGCCAACCUUCGAGACAAUACGACCUCGACGUCGCAAAGUCGGCGGCUGUCAUCGGAACUAGGUUCCACGUUCGCUCCAGCGGCCAUCGGGGAAGAGAAUGCCGACGAGGAGAUGCUCCUCUUGGAGGAGGAAAUGCGAAACAGUAUGGAACCGCAGGUUCCCGAAACAUCCGGCAAGGAGAAAAUAGUCAUCUCCCAGGAGUGCGAGCUGAUUACGCUGAUGACGCGCGUGAAGGGACGGUUCGAUCUGACCACCACGCAGCUGCUGUUCACCGAGAUUGCAAGCCUACGGGACGACGGGCAGCGGCACGAUUUCAAGUUCCCCCUCGGGCAGCUGCGCGAGCUUCACCUGCGCAAGUUCAACCUUCGCCGAAGCGCCCUCGAGAUGUUUCUGGUCGAUCAGACGAGCUACUUCCUCAACUUUACCACGCGCACGCGCAACAAAAUCUUUACCAAAAUCCUCAGUCUGCAGCCGCCAAACAUACUGUACGGGUCGGGGCGGUCCCCGGCGGAGUUGCUGAAGUCGUCCGGUCUGACGCAGAAGUGGGCCAACCGGGAAAUUUCCAACUUCGAGUACCUCAUGCAUCUGAACACGAUCGCGGGCCGCUCGUACAACGACCUGAGCCAAUACCCAGUAUUUCCGUGGAUCCUGGCCGAUUACACCAGCGAAGUGCUGGACCUGAACGACCCGAAGUCGUUCCGGGACCUUAGCAAACCGAUCGGUGUGGUGAACCCCAAGAACGAAGCGGAGGUGCGCAGCAAGUACGACGGCUUCGAGGAUCCGUCCGGCAUGAUACCGAAGUUCCACUACGGCACGCACUACUCCAACUCGGCCGGCGUGCUGCACUAUCUGAUUCGCGUCGAGCCGUUCACAUCGCUCCACAUCGAGCUGCAGAGUGGCCGUUUCGACGUGGCCGACCGGCAGUUCCACUCGAUCCCGCAAACCUGGAAGCUACUGAUGGACAACCCGAACGACGUGAAAGAACUGAUACCGGAGUUUUUCUACUUCCCGGAGUUUCUCAAAAACAUGAACCGCUUCGAUUUGGGUGUACUGCAGAUGACCAAGGAAAAGGUGGACGACGUGGUGCUGCCGGCCUGGGCGAAGACAGCGGAGGACUUUAUCGCCAUCCACCGGCGGGCCCUCGAGUCGGAGCACGUUUCGCAGCAUCUCCAUCACUGGAUCGAUCUGGUGUUCGGGCACAAGCAGAAAGGUCCAAAGGCGGUCGAGGCACUGAACGUGUUCUACUACUGCUCGUACGAGGGUGCCGUCGAUCUGGAUAAAAUCGCGAACCCGAUCGAGCGCGAGGCAGUCGAGGGCAUGAUCAACAACUUUGGACAGACACCGUCGCAACUGCUGCGUGAACCGCACCCCCGCCGUUUGUCGCUCGACGAACUAACCAUUCGACUGCUGAAGCUCGAACUCAAGCGCCCCGACCUGACGCUCAUCCUCGAUCGUGUGCAGUACUGCGGGUGUGAUCUUUCCACCGACAAGGACCCGGUGGUUUACCUGAGCACCCCCAAGAGUCCACCCCGUUCAUUUUUACAGACCAGCCCGGACAUGCUGAUCACGGUGACGAAGUCCGGUAUUCUUGGGUGCCACAGUUGGAUGUCGUUCGACAAGGAACGUGGAUUUCUACUCGAAAUCGAUGCCACCACGCUGAACCUGAAAAACCGGAAGAAACUGGUCGGACCCUUCCACCCAUCGAUCACGCUCAACUCGAAGUUGUUUGCUGUUAGCGUGGACGCAAAGUACAUCUACGCCGGUGGCAUCUGGGACAACUCGGUGCGCGUGUUCAACAUGGCCCGCGGGAAGGUCGUCGCUUCGGCUAUCAACCAUUUUGAUGUAGUAACCUGCGUCGCAAUGGACAACUGUGGAUCGUACCUGGUGACCGGUUCGAAAGAUUGCACCUGCGUCAUCUGGUCACUGAACACCGGAAAUGCGGCCACUCAGACAGCUGGGUCAAAUUUACAGCCCAACACGGCCGCUCUCAAUCAAAAUCUGGCCGGAAACGUGGUGGGCAGUGCAAACGUGGUUCAUCUCACGAACAAUCUGACCCCGAAACCGGUGCAUACGCUUUACGGGCAUGACGAAGCGGUCUCGUGUGUUGCCAUCAUGACGGAGCUGGAUAUGGUCGUCUCUGGUUCGUUGGACGGGACGGUUAAUGUCCACACAAUCAAAGAGGGACAAUUUCUGAGGACAAUAAAUCCCAUCGGAUGUACGGGUUCGAGGAUCGAGGUAUCCUACAUUACACUCUCAUAUCAGGGUCACAUAGCUUUCUCUGCGCUGGACGAUACCUCCCAUUCGGUGCACGUGUUCAGCAUUAACGGUGUCAGCCUUGGUUCGAAGUACGUCUCCGGUCGCGUGACCGGCCUGACGACGGCCUCCGACUACCUGGUGGUCUCGGACGAUGCCGGCGACGUUACCAUGAGCCGCUUGUACGGCCUCAAACCAAUCUUCGACAUUCCCCUGCACGUCCCGACGCAGACGGUCGUGGGAACGGGCGGCAAUACGCAUCUGCUGGCACCGUUGCGCGACGGCAGCCUGGGCGUGAUCGGCAUCCAGCAGCCGAUUGCCUACAAAAAGCACACCGUGCUAAACGUUUAAUUGUACCACGCGCGCGCUCGUUGCCGCGAUUUUCUAUCUCUUCCUUUGACCUUUGAUUCGAUUGUGUUUAUCAGUAUUUUCUUGCAGUCAGUCAGUAUUUGCGCGUGUGCUCUAGUGCGUGUUUGCGUUUGCUGUCGUGUGGUUGGUGUUGCUUAACUCUCAGCGGAAAACGGGCAACCGUGGACGAAAUUUGGUCAAUUUAGCAAAUGGAUGGUUACUUAGUGACUCGAGGGUGGAUUAUCUAGAUGUCAAGCGGCGUAGAUAGUUUUGUUAAGAUGUUUUAUCUGCUAAUGAUAGUAAUUUUAAGUAAAUGUUCUCUGACGAAAACAAAAACUCUCAUUUCUCGUAUCGGCUUGGCGACAUAGCGAAUCGCCCUUCUAUUAUGAUAACAUGUGUGCAAUAUCUUUUAACAAUUUAAAAAAAUGCUCCCUGCAACUUCCUACGGACGCUAAUCUGUUUACCUGCAUACGAGAACUUCCCGUCCUGCAUCGUAAUGGUACUAAUGAGAAAAGUAACAAAUCAAAAACCAGGAUUGGUAGAAAACAUUUUUAAACGAAUAGUGCCCACUUUGGGAACGUUGUUAUAAUGUGAAAGCGUAGCAUUGUUGUUACUUUAUUAGAGACAAAACAAGAGUGAACCCUCGUAUUGCAAUGAUAUAACUAUUUCUUCCCAAUCAAAAACAAAAUCCGAUAGUCGUUGAACUAGGAAAAUAAAGCUCCCCAAAAAAGCAAAAACGUGUAGCAUUGUAGCUAAAACAACCCAGAAUAAUAGCGAAGGCUUCCAUGGCCUAGCAUAUAAACUCACACACACACACAUGCGCUGAAGUCUUGGCAAAUUCUAGAUCCUAAGUGCAUCAUAGUACCGACAUUCCAUAAAGCGUGGAGAAUAAUUUUUAAACACAGCAAAGUUUGUUUUUUUUCCCUAAUAUGUAAUUUAACACUUUCCUUCAAACGAAUAAAUUGUACUACUU